UUGUCAAUCAAGUAUUCCAAAUAUGGUAUUUCCCAUAGGCCUUUUCGGGUAGGAUUCUAAACAAGAUGGUGGACUAGGGUACGAGGAACCAGGAAUUGAAAUAUUUUGUUGACAAUACUUCAGCGCGAUGGCAUUAUUACAGUGGCGCCGGUUCAAUUUUUUCGACAAGGAGGUUCUGAAAGACCCCGGAACGACUCAGCCAUUUACGGGUCUGAAGGAUACUAGUAUCACAGCAUGCACAAGUGGAAGAGGCCAGCUAGUUAUUGGAGAUUCAGCUGGUUUUGUUCACUUCCUGGGCCGUGAUUUAACCAUCACAUCUUUCCAGGCCUACGAAAUGCGUGUGUCACAUUUUUACCAACUGAAACAGCAAAAUAUUUUAUUUACAGUUGGAGAAGAUGAAGUAGGAGGAAUUGAUCCAAUUAUGAGAGUUUGGAAUCUAGACAAGAUUGACAAGUAUGGAAAUCCCGUUUGCUGUUGCAUGCAGCGGCUUAUUCCAGGAAACAAACCAGUUGCGGUGUCUUGUUUGGCAUUGAUGGAAAACUUGACACAGAUGGCUGUAGGAUUUGCCGAUGGUACUGUUCUUGUAUACAAAGGAGAUAUCACCCGUGAUAGGCACACAAAGCAGAGAAUUGUUCAUCAUGACAAGCAUCCUGUAACAGGGCUUGCCUUCAAACAGACAAGUGAUAGUGUAAUUCUGUUCGUUGUGACAACUGAAACAGUUCUGUCAUACAACACUUCAGCCAAAGAUCGUCGAGCUUUGUAUUUUUAUCAAGUUGAUGGCAGAGGUCCUUGCUUAGCAUUUGAAGCUUUUACUGGGACAUUCCAGGGUGUAAUUGAUGUGGUAUGUGAAUGGGGCAGCUUGUUUGUGAUCACAAUGGAAAAUAAGAUUUUUCAGUUAGAGGAGAAGGAUACGCAAACAAAGCUGGAAAUUCUUUUUAAGAAAAAUCUUUAUGCUAUGGCAAUCAGCUUGGCAAAAAGUCAGCAUUAUUCUGAUGGACUGAUUGACAUCUUUACACAAUAUGGAGAUCACUUGUACAGCAAAGGGGAUCAUGAUGGAGCAAUAAAACAGUACAUUAAAACCAUUGGUCAUCUGGAGCCUUCUUAUGUCAUUCGUAAGUUUUUGGAUGCUCAGAGAAUUCACAACCUUACAGCGUAUCUUCAGGCUCUCCACAAACAAGGUCUGGCCAACACAGACCAUACCACCCUUCUUUUGAACUGUUACACCAAGCUGAAGGAUGUCUCAAUGUUGGAUGAGUUUAUCAUGACUGACAGGGAAUUAAACUUUGAUGUUGAAACUGCCAUCAAGGUGUGUCGUCAGGCAGGAUAUUUCAAGCAUGCGGUGUAUCUAGCGGAGAAAUACGAACAACACGACUUAUAUUUAAAGAUUCAACUGGAAGACUUGAAGGAUUACCAGAGAGCGCUGUCCUACAUUGGAAAACUAGGAUUUUAUGAGGCUGAAGGAAACAUGAAAAAAUAUGGAAAGAGUUUGGUGAAUGCUGUCCCUGAUGAAUCAACAAAGCUGCUAAAAGUUUUAUGUACGGAUUACAAGCCGCAGCGACUUCAUGAACGAACAGUUUCCGGUUCUGUCACACCUGUCAGUGCUGGGGUUUAUCAGUCCUUCACAACCGCUCUCGAUCCUGCAUCAGAUAUGGAGAGGAAGAUUUACAAGGCUCGCGCCGAAGAGUUUAUUCACAUCUUUGUUCAUCAAAAAGCCAAACUGAUUGAGUUUCUGGAACAUAUGGUGCAGGUUCAGCCUAAUUCGUCUAACUUGGUGUAUAACACUCUCCUUGAGCUGUAUCUGAAUGAUGCUGCUCGUCAGAAGAAUGUGGAAGCGCAAGUCGAACAUGAACGUAAAGCUCUUGAUUUGCUGAAAAAUGUGGAGGCACGUUACGACAUUGACCACGCCCUGGUACUAGCACAGAUGCACCACUUCAAGGCUGGUAUCCUGUAUCUGUACGAAAAAGCCAAACUAUACCAACAAAUCCUUCAUUACCAUAUGGAGCAGAACGAAUAUAGUCACGUGAUAGACACGUGCAAAAAAUAUGGGACGUCAGAUCCAAGUUUGUGGGUGCAAGCUCUCUCUUACUUUGCCCGACGUGAAACAGACUGCAAGUCCCAAAUCAAGGAAGUGCUUGAUCAUAUCGACCGUGGAAACCUCAUGUCUCCUCUACUCGUGUUGCAAAACUUGGCGCACAAUUCAACAGCCACAUUGGCAGUGGUGAAGGACUACAUCAUACGUCGCUUGCAAAUGGAAGACGAACUUAUCGCAAAUGAUGAGCGUUAUAUCCGACAAUAUCGCGAGGAAACGGAAAAAAUGAGGAAUCAAAUCAAAGAACUGAAGACAAGUGCAAAGAUAUUCCAAGGUGCAAAAUGCAGCGUCUGUUCCCGACCUUUGGACCUGCCGGCUGUACAUUUCUUGUGCCAGCACUCAUUUCACCAAAACUGUUUUGAAGGAUACGCAGAAUCAGACAACGAAUGCCCGAUAUGUGCUCCGGAAAACAGAAAAGUACUUGACAUAAUAAGACAACAGGAGCAGGCGAAGGAUCUUCAUGAACAAUUUCAUUGCCAGCUGGAGAGAGCGGCGGAUGGGUUUUCUGUUGUGGCUGAGUAUUACGGACGCGGUGUUUUCAAUAAGGUUACUGUGGUUACUGACCCGAACCUCUCACGAGGAGAGUCAUCUCGCGAAGCUUCUGUAGAUCAGCGCGAGAGACUUUUGAACACCUCUCACAGCUAGCUGAAGGGCAGAGCCGGUGAGCCUUCGUUGCUCAUGGUAUGCGGUGGUACCAUUGGGGAAAUGCGGAGAGACGUGCAUUCCUUACCGCACAAAAGAAGUGUCUUCCGAAGAAAAUUAAAUAAUUUGGUAGAAAAAUAAUUACAACUAGAUUUUGAAGAUGUUUGAGAGUCUGGCUGAUGAUGAAGUUGCAAUUCGUGUUGAUCUAA
Molecule: messenger RNA, 2940 nt
Organism: Pocillopora damicornis (cauliflower coral)
Lineage: Eukaryota; Metazoa; Cnidaria; Anthozoa; Scleractinia; Pocilloporidae
Product: vacuolar protein sorting-associated protein 11 homolog
Biological process (GO): intracellular protein transport; endosome organization; organelle fusion
Cellular component (GO): endosome; HOPS complex
Molecular function (GO): protein binding; protein-macromolecule adaptor activity
Source: RefSeq, a predicted model, not a curated record